Molecule: messenger RNA, 4842 nt
Organism: Galeopterus variegatus (Sunda flying lemur)
Lineage: Eukaryota; Metazoa; Chordata; Mammalia; Dermoptera; Cynocephalidae
Gene: NEO1
Product: neogenin 1
Exons: 28
Coding region: 1-4089 (1362 amino acids)
Biological process (GO): cell-cell adhesion
Cellular component (GO): membrane
Molecular function (GO): protein binding
Source: RefSeq, a predicted model, not a curated record
AUGGCUUGUGCAAAGAGGGCAGAAGCUGUGAGGGACUGGGAGGAGAGAGAUGGAGCCAGCGUUCGAACAUUCACUCCAUUUUAUUUUCUGGUGGAGCCAGUGGAUACGCUCUCAGUUAGAGGCUCUUCCGUUAUAUUAAACUGUUCAGCAUAUUCUGAGCCUUCUCCAAAAAUUGAAUGGAAAAAAGACGGAACUUUUUUAAACUUAGUAUCAGAUGAUCGACGCCAGCUUCUCCCAGAUGGAUCUUUAUUUAUCAGCAAUGUGGUGCAUUCCAAACACAAUAAGCCUGAUGAAGGUUAUUAUCAGUGUGUGGCCACUGUUGAGAGUCUUGGAACUAUUGUCAGUAGAACAGCCAAGCUCACAGUAGCAGGUCUUCCAAGAUUUACCAGCCAACCAGAACCUUCCUCAGUUUAUGCUGGGAACAGUGCAAUUCUGAAUUGUGAAGUUAAUGCAGAUUUGGUCCCAUUCGUGAGGUGGGAACAGAACAGACAGCCCCUUCUUCUGGAUGAUAGAGUUAUCAAACUUGCAAGUGGAACGCUGGUUAUCAGCAACGUGACUGAAGGAGAUGGAGGACUUUAUCGCUGCAUAGUUGAAAGUGGUGGGCCACCAAAGUAUAGUGAUGAAGCUGAAUUGAAAGUGCUUCCAGAUCCUGAGGUAACAUCAAACUUGGUAUUUUUGAAGCAACCUUCCUCUUUAGUCAAAGUCAUCGGUCAGAGUGCAGUGUUGCCGUGUGUGGCUUCAGGACUUCCUACUCCAACCAUUAGAUGGAUGAAGAAUGAAGAGGCACUUGACACAGAAAGCUCUGAACGAUUGGUACUGCUAGCAGGUGGUAGUCUGGAGAUCAGUGAUGUCACUGAGGAUGAUGCUGGAACUUAUUUUUGUAUAGCUGAUAAUGGAAAUGAGACAAUUGACACUCAAGCAGAGCUUACCAUACAAGGUACGCAAAUAUUUACUGUAAAAAGUUUGCCAACCCCUGAUGUGAACUCUGUAAAGAACUCCUACAGAUUGAAGGAACAUAAUCUUCAAGUUUUGGGUCUGGUGAAAUCAGAUGAAGGGUUCUAUCAAUGCAUUGCUGAGAAUGAUGUUGGAAAUGCACAAGCAGGAGCCCAACUAAUAAUCCUUGAACAUGAUGUUGCCAUCCCAACAUUACCUCCCACUUCACUGACCAGUGCCACUACUGACCAUCUAGCACCAGCCACAACGGGACCACUGCCUUCAGCUCCUCGGGAUGUCGUGGCCUCCCUGGUCUCUACCCGCUUCAUCAAAUUGACAUGGCGGACACCUGCAUCAGAUCCGCAUGGAGACAACCUCACCUACUCUGUGUUCUACACCAAGGAAGGGACUGCUAGGGAACGUGUUGAGAACACCAGUCGCCCAGGAGAGAUGCAGGUAACCAUUCAAAACCUAAUGCCAGCAACUGUGUACAUCUUUAAAGUUAUGGCUCAAAAUAAGCAUGGCUCCGGAGAGAGUUCAGCUCCACUACGAGUUGAAACACAGCCUGAGGUUCAGCUCCCUGGCCCAGCGCCUAACAUCAGAGCAUAUGCAACUUCACCUACCUCCAUCACUGUCACAUGGGAAACACCAUUGUCUGGCAAUGGGGAAAUUCAGAAUUACAAAUUAUACUACAUGGAAAAAGGGACUGAUAAAGAACAGGAUGUUGAUGUUUCAAGUCACUCCUACACCAUUAAUGGAUUGAAAAAAUAUACAGAUUAUAGUUUCCGAGUGGUGGCCUACAAUAAACAUGGUCCUGGAGUCUCCACACAAGAUGUUGCUGUUCGAACAUUGUCAGAUGUUCCAAGUGCUGCUCCCCAGAAUCUGUCCUUAGAAGUGAGAAAUUCAAAGAGUAUUAUGAUUCACUGGCAGCCACCUCCUCCAGCUACACAAAAUGGGCAGAUUACUGGCUACAAGAUUCGCUAUCGAAAGGCCUCCCGAAAGAGUGAUGUCACUGAGAUCUUGGUAACCGGGACACAGCUAUCUCAGCUGAUUGAAGGUCUUGAUCGGGGGACUGAAUAUAAUUUCCGAGUGGCUGCUCUAACGAUCAAUGGUACAGGCCCAGCAACUGACUGGCUGUCUGCUGAAACUUUUGAAAGUGACUUAGAUGAUCCCAGCUCUCACUAUGUGAUUACCCUGAAAGCAUUUAACAACGUGGGUGAAGGCAUCCCCCUGUAUGAGAGUGCUGUGACCAGGCCUCACACAGACACUUCUGAAGUUGAUUUAUUUGUUAUUAAUGCUCCAUACACUCCAGUGCCAGAUCCCACUCCCAUGAUGCCACCAGUGGGAGUUCAGGCUUCCAUUCUGAGUCAUGACACCAUAAGGAUUACGUGGGCGGACAACUCACUGCCCAAACACCAGAAGAUUACAGACUCCCGAUACUAUACAGUGCGAUGGAAAACCAACAUCCCAGCAAACACCAAGUACAAGAAUGCAAAUGCAACAACUUUGAGUUAUUUGGUGACUGGUUUAAAACCAAAUACACUCUAUGAAUUCUCUGUGAUGGUGACCAAAGGUCGAAGAUCAAGUACAUGGAGUAUGACAGCCCAUGGGACCACCUUUGAACUAGUUCCUACUUCUCCACCCAAGGAUGUGACAGUUGUGAGUAAAGAGGGGAAACCUAGGACCAUAAUUGUGAAUUGGCAGCCUCCCUCUGAAGCCAAUGGCAAAAUUACAGGUUACAUCAUAUAUUACAGUACGGAUGUGAAUGCUGAGAUACAUGACUGGGUUAUUGAGCCUGUUGUGGGAAACAGGCUGACUCACCAGAUACAAGAGUUAACGCUUGACACACCAUACUACUUCAAAAUCCAAGCCCGGAACUCAAAGGGCAUGGGGCCCAUGUCUGAAGCUGUCCAAUUCAGAACCCCCAAAGCGGACUCCUCUGAUAAAAUGCCUAAUGAUCAAGCCUCUGGGUCUGCAGGAAAAGGAAGCCGGCUACCAGACCUAGGUUCUGACUACAAACCUCCAAUGAGCGGCAGUAACAGCCCUCAUGGGAGCCCCACUUCUCCUCUAGACAGUAAUAUGCUGCUGGUCAUCAUCGUUUCUGUUGGCGUCAUCACCAUCGUAGUGGUUGUGAUCAUCGCUGUCUUCUGCACCCGGCGCACCACCUCUCACCAGAAAAAGAAACGAGCUGCCUGCAAAUCAGUGAACGGCUCCCACAAGUACAAAGGGAACUCCAAAGAUGUCAAACCCCCAGACCUCUGGAUCCAUCAUGAGAGACUAGAGCUGAAACCCAUUGAUAAGUCUCCAGACCCAAAUCCUGUCAUGACUGAUACUCCAAUUCCUCGCAACUCUCAAGAUAUCACACCAGUUGACAACUCCAUGGACAGCAAUAUACAUCAAAGGCGGAAUUCAUACAGAGGGCAUGAAUCGGAGGACAGCAUGUCUACACUAGCUGGAAGGCGGGGAAUGAGACCAAAAAUGAUGAUGCCCUUUGACUCCCAGCCACCCCAGCCUGUGAUUAGUGCCCAUCCCAUCCAUUCCCUCGAUAACACUCACCAUCAUUUCCACUCCAGCAGCCUCGCUUCUCCAGCUCGCAGUCAUCUCUACCACCCGGGCAGCCCAUGGCCCGUUGGCACAUCCAUGUCCCUUUCAGACAGGGCCAAUUCCACAGAAUCUGUUCGAAAUACCCCCAGCACUGACACCAUGCCAGCCUCUUCGUCUCAGACAUGCUGUACUGAUCAUCAGGAUCCUGAAGGUGCUACCAGCUCCUCUUACUUGGCCAGCUCUCAAGAGGAAGAUUCAGGCCAGAGUCUUCCCACGGCCCAUGUUCGCCCUUCCCACCCAUUGAAGAGCUUUGCUGUGCCGGCAGUCCCGCCCCCAGGACCUCCCACCUAUGAUCCUGCAUUGCCAAGCACACCGUUACUAUCCCAGCAAGCUCUGAACCAUCACAUUCACUCAGUGAAGACAGCUUCCAUCGGGACAUUAGGAAGGAGCCGGCCUCCUAUGCCAGUGGUGGUUCCCAGUGCCCCUGAAGUGCAGGAGACCACAAGGAUGCUGGAAGACUCUGAGAGUAGCUAUGAACCAGAUGAGCUGACCAAAGAGAUGGCCCACCUGGAAGGACUAAUGAAGGACCUAAAUGCCAUCACAACGGCAUGAUGACCUUCACCCAGACAUGACUCCAAACCCGAGUCUAGAAGUCUUGGAACUUAGCCUUGAGAACAAGGAAUUGUACAGAGUAUGAGAGGACAGCACUUGAGAACACAGAGUGAGCCAGCAGAGUGGCCAGCGCCUCUGUGUGGGGCUGGCUCCAGGCAUGGCCACCCGCCUUCUCCUGGUCAGCCUGGAAGGAGCCUGUGUCGAGGCAGCUUCCCUUCGCCUGCUGAUACCCUGCAGGACUGGGCACAAUAGGCCAAAGUUGUGUGUCCAGGGAGGAGGCGAGAAGUGCACCUUGCACUUCACUUUGUGGUCAGGCUGUGUCUUUGUGCUGCAACUGCAUCACCUUUAUGGAGUAUAGACAUUGGCAUUUAUGUACAAUUUUAUUUGUGUCCUAUUUUAUUUUACCUUAAAAAAAAACACUAUCAAAAACCAAGGGAGUCCGUGGUGUUCUCCACAAGUGGUUGACAUUUGACUGCUUGUUCCAAUUAUGUAUGGAAAGUUGUUGACAGUGUGGCUUGUUCCAGGGGUUAGCUUGUUUUUUGGUUUUGUUUUUAUUUUUUAAUUCUGAGUCAUUGCAUCCUCUACCAGCUGUUAAUCCGUCACUUUGGGCGGGGAGGAGUGGGGGGGGGGAAUGUUGCAUUGCUGUUUGUAAGCUUUUUUAUUAUUUUUUUAUUAUAAUUAUUAAAGGCCUGACUUUCUCCUCUCAUCACUGUGAGAUUACAGAUCUAUUUGAAUGAAAUGUAACAUUGAAAA